Molecule: messenger RNA, 5481 nt
Organism: Mustela erminea (ermine)
Lineage: Eukaryota; Metazoa; Chordata; Mammalia; Carnivora; Mustelidae
Product: translation initiation factor IF-2-like
Exons: 4
Coding region: 1-885 (294 amino acids)
Source: RefSeq, a predicted model, not a curated record
AUGGAAAAUACGGCUGGGAUGAUCAACCUGCCCAAGGUCACAGAAUCAUAUGUGGCAGAUUCAAGACCAGUGAACAGUGAGGGUGGGAACCUGGAACUUUUAUGGAGAAUCAGGCCUUUCAUCAACACACAUGAAAUUAAGAGCAGUGACCCCCUGCUGCUGGGAGAUAGCCAAGGGGAAAGCAGAAGCCAGAGGGAAGCGGGGACGCCUAAAUGCGGCGGGAGCCACCCGGGAACGGUUUCCUCCUGGGGCGCGCCGGUACGAAGCCGGAACCGGCGAGGAACGGGACUGCGAGGGAGAGGAGUCCGUGCGGAGCAGGGGGAAGCGCGAAGCAGAGAUGGAAAGGAGGUGGCGCGGGCUGGGGGUCUGAGACGCUGGGGUAGGGGAAGAAGAGCGGGAGGGGGCGCGAGCGCACACCCGCCCCGGCCCUACCUUGUCCGGGAGCAGCUCCUGCUCAGCGGGGCGGGGGCGGGAGAUCCCGGCCGCAUCCACGUCCCGGCCGCUCGGCGCGGCUCAGCCCGGCGACCGCCGCCGCUCCCGCUCCAUACGUUGCUCCGCGACGGGCGGCCCGGGGGUGUCGGCGGCGGGGGAGUCACCGGCACCGCUUGUCUCCGGCACUUGUUGCCGCCACCGCCACUGCGACUCUCACUCCCGGCUCCAGCUCCCGGCGCCGCCGCCGCCGCCGCCGCCGCCGCCGCCGCCUCUGGGCGCCCGGGUCCGGCCCCGCCUUCGCCCCCGCCCCGCGCGCCAAUCAGGCCCGGCACCACCCCUCACGUCACCGCCCAGCCGGGCCCGCAGCCCGGCGCCCCAAGUUUGGGGAAGGCCGAGCUCCAGCCUGUCUGCCAGUUGGCGCCCGAGAUUCGCCCAGGCUGGUGCUCCUCCUAGCUUCCAGAGACCCUCCGGGGCUUCCAGGGCCACACGUGGAAAGUAAAGGGUUAAAUUGGGGGGAAGGGGCCCCCAGGAAGUAGACCUCCUCGGAAGAACAGGACAGUUCGACCCUAUUCCAACCCCGGUCUAACCGAAAUCUCUCCAAUUGCAGGUCGCCCCUCUUGCGGUGCGCCUGAUGUUGGGGGACUAAGCCUACAGCCUGGGUAGGACUCCAGUGAUCUUUUCCAGCCAGAACCAGUUUGUGACUGGGCCUAGACUGGACCACAGCCGGCGUUCCAGUGCUUGGAGAAUUUCCUCGAGGUUCCACGCGCGUCUUGGAAGCCAGAAAAGCAAGGUGUCCAGACGCUGCGCCUUCAACCCGCGCCGCCGCCCAGAAGGGCAGGGCAGACACCUAGCAGCUAACUCUGACACACACCUUCGGCUCCCCACUACCGGUGAGGACUUGGCGUCUACGACUCCCGCCGGCCGAAACACCUGGAACCACAGACGCACCUCGGCCCAGCGCCCCUGCUGGCUCGCCAGAGCACUGCAUUCUAAGGAAGAAAGAGAGCCCCUUUACCUGACCAGACCGACCAGACCCGGCAAUUAAGGACACUCCACCUUCAAAUAUGUGCAUUUUUCAGAAGGCUUUCUGAGGAGGAAUUAGCCGAAGGGGAAAGAAAUGUAAAUGCAGGGAUUUCGGGCACCUAGGAGUUCAGCCUUUUCCACUGUGGGCCCUUACUCUGAUCCAAGCUCCGAGCAAAAGACUAUUUUGCAGCUGGAUGCACUGAGCCACGUGGGUACACGCUUUUAGAAACAGGAAUUCGGAGUCAGAUCUGGGAAAAUUUUUAUUUUCAGCCUUCAGACCUUUUUGCUUUUAUGUUGAUCCCAUGAUUCUCCUAAGACUGAAAUAUGAAAGUUCAAGAAACAAGUUGGAUUUUGUAUAUUCAUAGAAAAACAAAAAGGAUGCACACUGACUGCUAACCACGGGUAUCCCAAGUGUGGGAUUGGAGUGUGGGAAGGAGGGAGAUGAAUUUUAUACCCUUAUACUGACUCUGCAUUUUGUAUUUUUCCAGUUAUAUUAACUGUCACAAUUUAGAAAGGUAAUAAAACAUUUUAAGAAAUAUAGAAAUUAAAAAUUCUUCAAGAACUCUGGAGAAAGUAUAAAUUAAUAAACAAAUGAAGCCUCUGCUUUCAUUCUACAUCAAAGUAAUUAUUCCUGAGUCCAUGUUCCUUAGUUUAAAUAAAGAUAUCUCUAGGCUGCUAUUCUGAUUAAAUGCUGUGGUGGGACAAGACUGACAUCUGAAGAUUUUUCUGUGCUGUCAGAUUGACAUACUGUUUCUAUGCCUGUGUGUCUUCCCUUUAAAUGGGUACCCGGUAGCCACAGACAUACCUUCAGCUGCCUACCAAUGAGUUUUUAGUAAAGGAACUGCUACAGCGUAAGUUGAAAUCCAACAAGGAAAUUAAGCUUGUGUCCUUUGUAUCUGCCCAGGCCCCAAAAUUUAAAAAUAAGGGCAUUCUCUCCAUCCUGCCAUUAAUUAAUGCAGCUGGGAGUGUAUCUGUAACAGUUAACACUGUUCCUUUGGGGGAAUUACUCAACACUAAGUUCCACACCCACUUGGCUGUAGUCUUUACUCUUGGGUUGGGGCCUGGGUCCAUCAUCAGUAGGUAAAGAUGUAUUACUUAUUUGUUUAACAAAUAUGUGUUGACACUGGAGUGGUGACCAUGACAGACAAACUCUUCCCUCUUGGAGCUCACAGUUUAGCUGGAGAGAGACAGGUUCACAAUUCAAUGCACUGUCAAUUAUAUAACUGACAAUUGCAGAAGUUCACGGUGGUGGGACCAUUUGGGGGAGUCCAGGAGGAGGUGACAUUUGAGUUGAGCUCUGAAGGGUGAGCAGGACUUACUCAGGCAAAGAGAUGAGUGGAACAGAGUUCCUGGCUGGUUUAUACCGCAAGGGGGAUGUGGUUGAGGGAGAGGUUGGAGAGGUAAGCAGGGGCUGCAUUUUGCAGGGCCUAGAAUACCAUGUUCUAUAAGAUCACUCUGACCAGAUGUGAAGAAGGAAAAGGGUAGAGGGAAAAGGGGGGUUGAGGGAUAAUUAGGAGGCUGUUGCUAAAAUAUAAAUGAAAGUGCUGUUUAUCUAAGUGGUAAAGCAAAUGGAGAGAAGAAUACCAGCAGGAUUUGGUGAUUGCUUAAUUAGGGAGGAAUCAAGGAAAACUCCCAGUUCUCUGUUUCUUCAAGCAGAGGGACAGUGGUGCCACUUUCUCAUUUGGGGGACUCUCAAGGAAGAGAAUUGAGAAAACCUUCCCAAGGUUCACAUUUGGUCAAGGUGGGUCUGAGGUGCCCGUGAGGUGUCCAAGUGAAGAUGUUGAGUAGGUUGUUGGUUGUAGGGUCCUGUUCUCUGAGGGGAGACUGAAACAGAAGUAGUAAGUAGCGGUGGUAAUAAAACCAGGAGAAUAAGGUGGCCUCCCAGGAGAGUAUAGAGCAUGACCAGAAGAGGGCCUAGGACUUAUCUAAAGGCUGGACAGAGGCAAACUACUGGCAGAUGAAGUGGAGCAGUUGCCAGAGAGGUAGGAAGAAAAUUAGGAGCUUGGGGAGGUAGGGAUUUCCCAGGGAAAGAACAUAUAAUAAGGAGGCAGUAGUCAACAACACUCAAAAUGGCUGAGAGACCCAAGGGAAAUGAGGACUAAACAGCCACUAGAUUGACUGACCUUGGUGUCACUGGGAGUUUCACAGAGCAGUGACUCAUACAGUGAAGGGCAAAGAGAUAGACUGUAGUGGAUUGAGGAGUGAGUGAGAGGUAAAGAAAUGAAGAAAGGUACUUCAUGCAGACAGAAAAGUUUGAAGGGUCAGAGAGAAGAACAGCUGGAGAGGAAAUGUGUCAGCAGUGGGUUUAGGAUAGAAUAACUUGAGUGUAUUUAAAUGCCCAUAUGGAGGAUCCUAUAGAGAAGAGGAAGAUGAAGGUAUAGCAGUGAGAGAACAAUGGACAAUAAAGUUUCCUGUGACCAUGGCAGAGGACAGAACCAGAGUAUGGGUCGAAAGGCUAACCUCUUGCAGGAUGCUACCUCCUCUAUUAUAACGGGAGGGAGGAAGUUAGAGGAGGACUGAAGUAGGCAGGUUUGGUGUGGGACAUAGAAUCCUUCCACAGGAUAAUUUUCUCUUGCUCUGUGACAGAUUUGAAGAGAGCAGAGAAGGUGUGGCAGAGUCAUUGCAGAGCGUGGGAAGGUUGGGAGGUGGCAAGAUGAUAAGGCAGCAUGGCAAGACAGAAUGCAACCCACUUGAGGUUGGUGGUGUCAACUUAUGAGGUACCCUUUGGCUCUCCUGUGUGAUUUCCUCCAGCAGAGCUCAGGUGUUUGCUCUGGUGCAGGUUCAGCUGGGAAGAGGAGCAAAUUCCUUUUGCCAAGGAAUUAAGAACCUUGGCAAAAGUGAGGUUGACAUGAUGAAUGAUAAGAGAGAAAGGACAGAAAUCAAUGGGCUGGAGGUGUCAAAGGAGUCAAUGUUUAGUCAUGUUGGAAGAAGAGGAGGUUGCUGACUUGGGUCAGCAGUCUGGAUGCUUAAGUUAGUAGUUCAGGAGGUGGAGAGCUUUAGGUCAUGGCGAAGCCAGGAUAUGAUAGGGGAGAGUAGAGGAGAAAGUCACUGGAGAAUAUGAGGCCACCAAGGAACUGAGAGGCAGGGUAUUGGAGAGGUCAUCCGUGUGGGCAGUGAAGCCACUCAGGAAGAUAUGGGCAGGAAUUAAAGUCAGGGUCAUAGUGUGAAGGUUAUGGAGGUGGGAGCUAAAGUCUUAAGAAAGUGAAGAAGGAGGAGGAACCAGGAGUUCGGAAGAUGGGAACCACCAGAAAGGAAGAAGAAAUACGGCUAGCAGCGGUCUCCUCAAGAGUGGAGGAAUAAGAGUGUUUACAAGAGGUGGAGGAGAAAUAAUCAGAGAAAGAGGACUAACCCCACCUCUGGGCCCUGGGGGACACACAGAUGAAAUAGUGAGCACCUUCGUCUCCUAGAGCUUCAGGGAAAGCAAAGAAGGUGGGAUUUCAUUCUGAGUAGAGAGCUUAAAGAUAUAUGGAAGGGUGGAUGGAGCCACCUUCAAUUUGGUUUGCUUGUUGAAGUCUACAGUCCCAGAGGAUUACAUAAAAAGAUUUGGAGGGUGGGAGUGAGUAGAGGUGGGAGGUCAGAUGCCAGGAAAAGCAAAAGAUUGUGCCAAAAAGAUGGUGGCUAGAGGAUCCACGAGAGAAUGAUAAUGGAAAGAGAAAUGAAUGGUCUCUAUGAAGCCUGACCCCAUAGCUCUAUAAGCCAGGGCAACUUCCCCCUCACUUGUUUUGCCCCAAGAUUUCCAUCAGGGAAAGGCAUGUGAGGCCUCCCUUCCCCUUCCUCCUCUUCUCCACUAGAAACUUUGCUGUCAACACAUGAGCUCUUACGGGACUCUGGCCACAAGUCAGGAAUCCCAGGCUUAUCUCUCCUCUGCUACUCACCUUGCCUCUUCCUCAAGCAGGUUGUUGACCUCUCCUGUCUCAGUUUCAUUGUCUGUAGACGCUGAAACACACACGCUUCUCAGGGCAAUUAUAAAGAGUGGAGACAAAAACUUAAGUAAAAGCACUUUCUAGGGGCACCUGGCGGCUCUGU